Messenger RNA from Anopheles nili, 5290 nucleotides. It is a transcript of the gene Oseg2, whose product is annotated as intraflagellar transport protein 172 homolog. Gene Ontology annotation, molecular function: protein binding. Bases 1 to 5223 code for a protein of 1740 amino acids. The transcript is spliced from 4 exons. NCBI's taxonomy places the organism in Eukaryota, Metazoa, Arthropoda, Insecta, Diptera, Culicidae. Gene Ontology annotation, biological process: intraciliary transport. The record is from RefSeq and is a predicted model, not a curated record. Gene Ontology annotation, cellular component: axoneme; intraciliary transport particle B; ciliary basal body.
AUGCAGCUAAAAUUUAUGAAAACUAUUGUCGAGGCACAGGAUCAUUUGUAUCGUGUCGCUGGUUUGUGCUGGUCCUCCAACAACCAAAAACUAGCGGUGGCAACGGCCGACAGGACCAUCCUACUGUUCGAUGAAAAUGGCGAUCGGCGUGAUAAAUUCUCUACCAAAGCGGCCGAUCCGAAUGCGGUGAAGAACUCGUACGUUAUCCGGGGCAUCACGUUCAGCCCGGACUCGACCCGGCUCGCCGUCGCACAGAGUGAUAGUAUCGUGUACGUGUACAAGCUGGGCGAACAGUGGAACGAGAAGAAGGUGAUCUGUAAUAAGUUCCCCCAGGGUGCCGCUGUCACGUGCAUCACCUGGUUGGCCGGUGGGCUGAUCGUGGCAGGGUUGGAAGAUGGAAAAGUGCGAUCGCUUUACAGCAAAAACAACAAAUCGAAGACGUUAUACGCCACGGACAGCAUGGUAGUCACGUUGGCACAAAACACGAAAGGGACCGGUGUCCUGUCAGGGCAUGAAGAUGGCUCGGUUGUACGCUUCCAGCUGGUAGAGGAACCGGGAGAACCAACCGGUAGAUUGUUACAACACCCGGUAGCUCCGGUGGCAUUAGCUUGGCCACAGGGUGGCAUCGUUGUGGCGGGUUGUGACAAGAAGAUCUGCUUCUACGAUCUGCAAGGACGUCCGAUGCGUACCUUCGAUUACGCGCGGGACGAAUCGGAACGAGAGUUCACCGUGGCUGCAGGCAGCCCAAACGGACAAGCUGUCGCCGUGGGUAGUUUCGACCGUCUGCGCAUCUUCAGCUGGAGUCCACGCCAGAACGCGUGGGCUGAGUCUCUCUGCAAGACCAUCCCGAACCUGUACAGCGUCACGGCGGUUUGCUGGCGUAAGGACGGAUCCCGUUUAGCCGUUGGGUCCUUGUGUGGAGCCGUUCUGGCGUACGAGUCCGUGCUUCGACGCACCAUCUGGCAGGACAAGUUCGAGCUGACGUUUGUGGCCCCUAGCCAGGUGUUGUUGCGAUCGCUACACGAGCCGAUCACAACGAUGCUGGUGGAGUCGCAGCUUGGGCUUGAAAUCGAUGACAUCCGCAUCAUGGGAAAGGACAGCUACCUAGUGGGACGCACCGAGGACUCACUGAUCUUGUGCGACCUGACACGCUCCCUAACGAGCGAAAUCCCAUGGAUCGCAACGGGCCGUCACGAGCGGUUCUACUUCGAGAACCCAACAGUGGCGUUGAUCUUCAACGCGGGUGAGCUCUCACUGGUCGAGUAUGGCGAGCACUACAUCCUUGGAUCGGUACGCACGGAGUUCGUAAACCCGCACGUCAUCUCGGUGAGGCUGAAUGAACGGGGCAACACGCGCAACAACAAGAAGCUGGCCUACCUGCUUGACAUGAAGACGGUUUGCGUGGUGGACCUGAUGCUGCAGUCGACGAUCGCGCAGAUCACGCACGAUUCUAAAAUCGAUUGGCUGGAGCUGAGCGAAACAGGCCAUAAACUGUUAUUCCGUGAUCGCAAGAUGCGCCUUGUGCUGGUCGACGUGGGUAGUGGUCAGAAGCAGACGUUACUGGCGAAGGUAGCCUUCGUGCAGUGGGUUCCAUCGAGCGAUGUGGCUGUGGCGCAAAGUGACACCAACGUCGCGGUUUGGUACAACAUCGACCUACCGGAGCACGUCACCAUCAUGCCGGUGCGUGGAGAUGUCGUAGAUGUCCUGCGAGAAGAUGGCCGCACUGAGAUCAUCACCCGAGAGGCCGCUUCAGAACACGUGUAUCCACUGGACGAGGGUCUGGUGGAGUUUGGGACCGCCGUCAAUGAUAGUGACUUUGGACGGGCGGUGUUCUAUCUGGAGUCGCUUGGAGAGAAACCCGCCGCUAAGGCGAUGUGGCACAACCUGGCGAAUAUCGCGCUGGCACAGCAAAAUCUACGAGUGGCUCAACGUUGCUUUGCUGCGCUUGGGAACGCCUCGAAGACGUUCUACAUUGGCGAGAUGAUCAAGAUAGCUGAGCAGUACGAGGAGACAACCGGACCCGGUAUGAGUUGUCCAGAAGUACGCGCCAUGAUGGCUCUGCUUGGCGGGGAUUUAAGGACGGCGGAACGCAUCUAUAUCGAGCAGGGUGACAUUGAGGCCGCCCUGGCCAUGUACACGAAGCUACGCCGGUGGGAUGACGCGAUCAAGCUGGCCGAACGCCGAGGUUACCACGGGCUAACGGAGCUGAAGGAGUCUCAGAUGGAGUUUCUGCUGUCCUCCGAUCAGGAGGAAAAGGCUGGCAAGGUGCUGGAGGAACGUGGUGAAAAGGACAAAGCCAUGACGUUGUACAUGAAAGCCAACAAACCGGUAAAAGCGGCGAAAUUGGCGCUUAAAACACCUCAUCUACUUUCGAACGAGAAUCUUAUAUCAAGGGUGUCCGCGUCGUUGAUAAAAUCCGAGCUGUUCGAGCUGGCAGCAGAGCUGGCGAACCGGACAGGGCAGCAGCAGAACGCGAUCACACUCUAUCGGAAGGGUGGUGCAUACGCGAGAGCCAUCGAACUUGCCCGCUAUGUUACGCCCGACGACGUCACCAACCUGGAAGAGGAAUGGGGUGAUUGGUUGGUCGGUAAACGACAACUUGACGCCUCCAUUAGCCACUACAUCGAGGCCGGUUCCACAGUAAAGGCUCUAGAAGCGGCCGUUGGUGCGAAACAGUGGCGAAAAGCCGUCCAGAUUGCGAAGGUAGUCGACGAUCCGGACGAGAUCCAGAAGUACGCCAUCGAACUGGCCGAACAUCUGUGUCAGAUCGGUGAUCUCAAGACGGCAGAGGAACUACUGGUACGUGCCGAGCUCCACCGGGAGGCUGUUCAGCUGCUAAACAAACACGGUCAGUGGGAGAAAGCGUUCGAGAUCGCAGAUCGCUCGCUACCGGGCGCGGAUGUUCGCGAGAUGUUCGUUGAGAUGGCGAAAGGACUCGAACGUGAGGGCAAAUACCGUGACGCUGAGCGUGUGUUGCUGACGAUCAACGAACCAGAUCUGGCAAUCGGCAUGUACAAGGAGCUCGAGUUGUACGAUUCGAUGAUCCGGUUGGUGGAACGCUUCCACAAGAGCUUGCUAGAGCAGACCCACCUGCAACUGGGUCGCCAACUCGAGUCGAAGGGAAGGCUCAAGAAUGCCGAGGUCCACUUUCUGGCUGCGGGUGAUUGGAAGGCUGCCGUGCACAUGUACUGCACCGCCAGCAAGUGGGAAGAAGCGCACCGAGUUGCCAAGCAGAAGGGAGGCCAACCAGCCUCGGAACAGGUCGCUUUCAUGUGGGCCAAAUCGCUGCCGAUCGAGAGUGCUGCACGACUGCUCACUAAGAUGAACCUGCUGGAUAGCUGUGUGGCGUACGCUUGCGAAGCAGGCCAGUUCGAUUUCGCUCUUGAGCUGUGUAAAGUUAGUGGUCGCGUGGCGGACGACGUUCAUCUGAAGAUCGCGAUGGCGCUUGAGGACGAUGGAAAGUUCACGGAGGCUGAGGCCGAGUUUCUGCUGGCACAUAAGCCUCGUGAAGCCAUCAUGAUGCAUACGCACGGUGGCGACUGGAAAGCAGCACUACGAGUUGCCGAAAAGUACCUGCCUGAGGCCGUACAUGAGGUGUUGCUGAGUCAAGCAAACGGGGCACUCGAAAGCCGCAAUUACGCGGAGUAUGAGGCACUGAUGAUCCGUGCCGAUCGGCCUGAUCUAAUUCUGGAGCACUACAAGGAGUACAACAUGGUGGCGGACGCACUACGCAUCGCCAAGGAGUACGUCCCUGGUGCGGUGGCCGAGCUGCAGAAGUUGUACACGCGCAUGAACCGCAGUGCAGGUGAGUCGACUGACUCCCGAUACCUGCUGCAGAAAGCGUCAGAACACGCACGUAACGAGGAGUUCCGUCGAGCGACGGAAUGCCUUCUGCAGAUCAACGAGAGCAACGCCGAUGAAGCGACGGUGGCACGAGCUUUGUUGCGAGCUGCCGAGAUCUGCAACCAGUUUCUCGAGGGUCCGGAAGCGAUCGAGAUGGCACGUGAGCUUGGUCCACGGUUGAUCGAGAUCGGGCAGAUAGGACCGGCGGCUCAGCUAUAUCUGGCAGCAGAGUUGCCUCAGGAGGCAGUAGACGUGUUCAUCCGCACCGACAACUGGGCAAAGGCACGUCGACUCGCGAAAGAGAUCGAUCCACAGCUGGUCGUUUACGUGGAGGCACAACAGAAGGCGCGCCUUCGUAACCAAGGCAACGUGGAACAGCUGGCAGACAUCGACAUGGUGGGUGCGUUAGAUCUCCUCGCGGAACAGGGCCAGUGGACACGAUGCAUCGAGAAAGCGAAGCAACACAGUGUGCCAGUGUUGCAGAAGUACAUGGCUCAGUACGCUGCACAGCUCAUUCGAGAUGGUGACUGCACCGGGGCACUGCAGUUGUACCUCGAGCAUGGUGUUCCACCGAUCGCCGCCAAUUACAACAUCUACAACCGCAUCGCAGUGGAAUGUUUCGCGUUACGUGAACCCGACGCGAGUGGCGUGUGGAAGAACGUGCGUACCUUUCUUCUACAUCUGGUGCAGGCCAUGCGAGGCUCGGAUCACGCCGAACCGGAGAUGAUCGAUCGCUUCGAACAUCUGCUGGUGAUCGCGCACUGUUAUGCUACACGUGCUGCCUGCCGUCAGGCGCCGGCACUGGCAUCACUGGCCAUGAAGAUAUCGGUGGCGAUGUUGCGCUAUACGGACGUGAUCCCGUGCGAUAAGGGCUACUAUGAGGCAGGCAUGGAUCUGCGAGGAUUGGGUCGCGAGGCUGAGGCGUUUGUCAUCCUGAAUCACUAUCUGGAUGUGUGUGAGGCGAUUGAGGAGGGCUCGGGCACGCUGGUAGAUCAUUCGGACCUAUCAGCGACUGAUUUUCCGAGCUCGGUGCCGAUUCCAGCUGGGUUGCACUUGAAAAAUGAGCUACAACUACACGAGGAGGUUCGCGAGUGGGUACUGGCCGUUAGUAUGGACCAGAAGGUCGACCAGGCACUUCCGACUGACGAUCGAAACCUGUACGAGGCGUGUCUGGGGCCGUCGGAUCAACCGUGUUUGGUUAGCGGAUACCCCGUGAUGGGUCGACAACCUGUUGUCUUUCAACGUACUCAUCGGUUGGCUAACAGGGACGCGUGGAGUAAGCUGACGGUGGCCGCUCGGAUGGCACCCCAGACGGAUAUCCCGGGGGUGAUCGAGUUUCUAGAGCAGUGGUGCGGACCGGCCAACUUUUUGUCGGGUUAGAAACGCUCGAGUAGGAUCAUUUAGGACGUCACAUUUCAAAGGAUAUUUCCAUAUGAGUGUUUUUCAA